AUGGCCGGUGCCGCCGCCGUCGCGCUGUCCCUCGCUGCGCUGCCGGCCGCCGCCACCGCCGCCCCUCCGCCGCUGUCAGCUGCCGACCACCGCGCCGCCGCCAUGGCCGAGGAGGAGGCUCCUAGCGAAGGGUUCGGAUGGUUAUUCAGCUGGCUUCCUGCCUGGUGUCCCACAUCACUGCUACACCUUAAAGAGGCUGAGGACAAAAUGCUAAAAUGUAUUGCAAGCAUAUACAAUAAACGAUAUGUGUAUAUAUCUAAUGGAAAUAAAAUAUGGACACUGACGUUCUCUCCAGACUUUUCAAAUAAAACUCCACUUGUUCUCCUGCAUGGGUUUGGAGGAGGUGUUGGACUGUGGGCUCUCAACUUUGAAGAUCUCUGUGGGAACAGGACCGUUCAUGCUUUCGACCUCUUGGGAUUUGGACGUAGCAGUAGACCACACUUUGACACUGAUGCUCGGGAAGCAGAAAAUCAGUUUGUGGAAUCCAUAGAAGAAUGGAGAAAAGAAGUGGGGCUAGAAAAAAUGAUUUUGCUUGGACACAACCUAGGUGGAUUCCUGGCUGCUGCUUACUCCUUAAAAUAUCCAUCAAGGGUCAAGCAUCUUAUCUUAGUGGAGCCAUGGGGCUUUCCAGAGAGGCCUGACAAUGCUGAACAUGAAAGACCAAUUCCAAUCUGGAUCAAAGCACUAGGAGCUAUAUUGAGUCCAUUUAAUCCAUUAGCUGGGCUAAGAAUAGCAGGACCCUUUGGAUUAAGCCUUGUUCAACGUUUAAGACCAGAUUUCAAGAGAAAAUAUUCAUCAAUGUUUGAUGAUAACACUGUGGCUGAAUAUAUCUAUCACUGCAAUGUACAGUCACCCAGCGGUGAAACAGCUUUCAAGAACAUGACGAUUCCUUAUGGAUGGGCAAAAAGGCCAAUGCUGCAACGGAUUUCACAAAUGGAUCGAGACAUUCCUAUCACGGUGGUCUAUGGAGCACGUUCAUGUAUAGAUGGCAAUUCUGGCAGCACUAUCCAGUCUCUGAGACCAAAUUCCUAUGUGAAGACAAUAGCUAUCCUUGGUGCAGGUCAUUACGUGUACGCUGAUCAACCUGAAGACUUCAACGAGAAAGUGAAAGACAUCUGUGACUCUGUGGACUGAGUGUCCUCUGUUCUUUAGAAAGUCAUACCGUAGAUAGCAUUUAAUGGCAAUACUCUAGGAAAUCACUAAAGAAUGCAGAGCUAAUGGAACAGGCUCUGUUUGCACACUGUUUCUUUUAAGAAGCCAUUUGCACACUUAAACCACUGAGUGCCUAUUUUUGGGGGGAAUGAAGAGGUUUGAAGCUAACUUUGUACAGCUUUUUUUUUAAUUGUCCUGUCAGGUACAAAAUUACAUGGAACUUUUGAAACUGGAAUUUUCUUCAAAAUUUAAUUGAACUUUGCACAUUUUGAACUCUCUAAAAAUGCUGAAUUAUCCAACAUGGGGAACUGUAUCAAUAGAGAUACAAUGUACAAAAUGCAAUUUGGUUUCUUUAUGAAUGUUCAUACUUUUUAGCUGAUGUUUCAUAGCCAGAAUAUGAAACUGCAUAUGUAUUUUAUUUUUUGGAACCCAGAACUUCAUAUACAAUAUUCUAAGAGGGUUUGUUUUUUAAUUGGACUGGUAACAGCUUAUGAAACUGAUUUUGGGAAAGGGAUGGGGCCAAAAUAAUGAGCAAUGUCUGUCAUUGAAAUAUGUUUGUUAGUUUAUAAGAAAUUGAGGCUCAAUAUUGGGAAAUCCAUCUUCUGUUGGAUUUUAUUUCCAUUUAUUUCAAGGCAUCCUUUUCCAUCUGUGCAACUUUUACGGAAGACUCAGUUUGUAAGAGUCAAUGAUGUCAUCAGCACUCAUGCUUCCAUAAAUAUUUUGAUGUGCAGAUUUCUGUGAUUUAAAAUACAGAAGGAGGCUUGUUAGUUACUCCACCUAUUUUUAACACUUUACUGCAAGAUUUGUUACUAGUCUAAACCUAACAGUUGUGGGUAAGCUGGUAAGAUUUCGAUUAGGCCUAGGAGAUAUCCACCUGGAUAGUGAGCCUAUUUCCCAUUUUCUUUCAGUAGAAAGCCUAGUCCAUAUUUUAGAGAAUUCGAGCUGAAGAAGAGGCAGAGACAGAAUAUUGAUGUUCUCUAAUUGGGAACUACAACAGCUUAAUGUAUUUUAUUUAACAUUCAGCCUCCUUAUAGGAAGGAUUAUUAUUGGAAUGAAGAAUACCACUGUAAUGAAUUACAAUUAUAUGUUUUGGAGAUUCUCUAUAUAUUUUAAUUGAGUAUUUCAAUAUCAGAGAUAGUCCAGUGUCUGCUACUUUUUGAAUUAUAGUUUGAUGUUAGUACUUCACAUGCCUAGUAAAUUAUAUUAAGAAAAAUACUUUGUCACUUUAAAGCCAAAUAAUGUGGUGGUUUGUUUUUUAACAAGUUUACAUAAAACUAUUGAUCUGGUUUUGAAUAUUCAAUUGACUACUGAAGAGUUCUUGAUACUUCUAUGCAAAGAGAAUUUGAAUUAAUGAUAGCACCGUCUUAAAGCUUGAAUUAUGUGCAUUUUUUUUCUCAAAUUAAGGAAUCGUUGCACAUAUUUAUGAUGUGGAAGGCAAAGAUACCUAAAAUAUUCAGGAGAUAAUGUGAUUAUGUUCCCCAGUAGAACAUAGUCUCUCUUACUGAAGGAGAUAUUUAUCUAUACGGUGCUAUGUAAACAUCAAACAGUUUUUGUGACUGCCAUGACUGGUAGCACUUCAUAUCUAGCAAGAUAAAUAUUUUAAUUAAAAGUAAGUAUUGAAUUAAAUUACUUUUUCAAUUAGCAGAUGCCAGAACUGUAAAACAAAAUUUUGGGUUACUUGCUAAAAUCUUGAAAAUGGAAAAUCAGAAUUAUCAAUUAUCAAUUCCAUUUUUAAUAUAAGCUAUAAAUUAUCCGUCAUGCCACCAUUUAGGUGGAUGCCUUCAGCAUGUUGGUUAUUUUUCACCCUUUUCAGUGUCUUAUUUUGUAUUUAUCAACUUAAACAGCUGUUUUAGUUGUGCAUAAAAACCUAAAGCAAAAAUAAAUUUUGACUCUUCUACAAAUAAUUAAAGGUGAAACAAAUUAUUGGGAUUUUGUGAUAGCACUUACUGAUGGGAAUUGUAGAUUCCACAUCAAAAGUUGGAAGUAGGGAUAAAACUUGCACACUGGAUGUGAAUAUUGUUUUAAAUAUACCUUGCUUUUUCAGCUUAUUGUACUAAUAAGACUUAUUGCUUAUGUUUUGCACAAUAAAAAAAUUAUUAAAUGUUAUAUUUUAUUAAUGUUAA
Messenger RNA from Vidua macroura (Pin-tailed whydah), 3275 nucleotides. RefSeq names its product abhydrolase domain containing 5, lysophosphatidic acid acyltransferase (gene ABHD5). The record is from RefSeq and is a predicted model, not a curated record. Gene Ontology annotation, biological process: negative regulation of triglyceride storage; positive regulation of triglyceride catabolic process. Gene Ontology annotation, cellular component: lipid droplet. The transcript is spliced from 7 exons. Bases 1 to 1134 code for a protein of 377 amino acids. Lineage: Eukaryota; Metazoa; Chordata; Aves; Passeriformes; Viduidae.